Molecule: messenger RNA, 1860 nt
Organism: Galendromus occidentalis (western predatory mite)
Lineage: Eukaryota; Metazoa; Arthropoda; Arachnida; Mesostigmata; Phytoseiidae
Product: potassium channel subfamily K member 3-like
Exons: 9
Coding region: 1-1860 (619 amino acids)
Biological process (GO): potassium ion transmembrane transport; stabilization of membrane potential
Cellular component (GO): plasma membrane
Molecular function (GO): outward rectifier potassium channel activity; potassium ion leak channel activity
Source: RefSeq, a predicted model, not a curated record
AUGAUGAAACGCCAGAACAUACGAACAUUGUCGCUGAUUGUCUGUACUUUAACUUACCUUCUGGUGGGGGCGGCGAUUUUCGACGCCCUGGAGAGCGAUUAUGAGGGGCGACGGCGGAGCACACUCCAAUAUAUCGAAAAGAUGCUCAUAGGAAAAUACAACAUUUCCGAAGUAGACGCAAAAAUAUGGCAAACUGUCAUGGUGAAAACCGCAAACCGUGCGGUGCGACAAUGGAAAUUCACCGGAGCCUUUUAUUUCGCCACGACCGUACUUACAACGAUAGGGUACGGUCACUCGACACCGGCAACGUGGGGCGGGAAGACGUUCUGCAUGUUCUAUGCCCUAGUCGGGAUCCCCCUGGGUCUCGUCAUGUUCCAAAGCAUCGGUGAACGACUCAACACCUUUGUAGGGUAUUUGCUGAAGCACGCGAAGAGAUGUUUCAGAUUGCGCAAUACGGAGGUCUCCGAAACGAAUCUUGUCUGUUUCGUUUCAAUUUUGAGCACUGUUGUGAUGACGACCGGAGCCGCUGCUUUUUCAGCGUACGAAGGUUGGGAUUAUUUCGACUCCUUCUACUACUGUUUCAUAACUUUAACAACAAUAGGUUUUGGGGAUUAUGUCGCGCUCCAGUCCAAAGAUCACGCUCAUCAGCGACCCGAAUAUGUUGCGUUUUCCUUGGUAUUUAUCCUGUUCGGUCUCUCGGUGGUCUCUGCUGCCAUGAAUUUACUCGUCCUCCGAUUUCUGACGAUGAAUACCGAAGAUGAACGGAGAGAUGAAGCCGAAGCAAUCAAUGCUGCUCUCGAAGCCGUGCGUCUCGAGGGUGAUGUCAUAACGGCAAACGGAUCGAUAAUUUCCGGACACACCGGGACAGGCAACUAUCGAACGAAUCUAGGCAAUCUCGGAGCAAUACCCGCAACAAGCGCCGCCGGUUCAAACGGAGACGAUGCCUCCGUUUGUUCGUGCACCUGUUAUUCUAAGAAAAACAAGAACAAUAAGGAAAAUUACAGAAAAACUCUGCAGGCAGCUGCCCACGCAGCCGCGAGUUCCCGACGUUCAUCACUCGCUGUGGCUAGGCGACUAUCUGCAAAAUAUUCACCUCUUCAGUUAGCUAAAUUGCUGAAGUCGUGUCAAGUAGAAAACGCCGCUCUUGCGGGUCCCAGCGGGCUUCAGAAGCACAUGUCGGAGUCCAGUAAAGAUUUAGCGCAUGCUCUCCCAUCCACGCUAGAACUCAGCGAUGAACCCGCAUCCCCUGUCCCCGAGACCGUGCUCGACCUAUCCGACGAUGCCAUAAUGCCUUAUACGCUGCUACACCAUCAGCAGCAACGGCUCCAAGAGCAACAGCCGCAACUCCAAUUCGAGGACCAACACCUUUGUCAACAACAACAAUUUCAGCACCUUCAACAACAGUACCAAUACCAGCUCGCCGCACAGCAACAAACGUACGCCUACUUCCACCAACCUCAGUAUCAGCAGCUCGGACCGCCGUCUACGUGUCAGCACGCGUGCCAGACAUCGUCAAAUCAUCGAAGAUACGACGAAUUCGACGAGCGACAGUAUGCCGAUGAAGUUACCCCGUUUUCUGAUUUCUAUUCGUCAAUAGAACAACAACAACCGCAGCUGCCAUCAGCUCAACAGAUGCAGCAACAGCAGCUGUCGCUCUCACAACAAUCACUACAGCUGCAUCAGCAGCAAGUGCAACAACUGCACCAGCAUCACCAGCAACAAGUACAACAGCUGCAGCAGAAACAUCUACAACAGGUCCAACAGCUAGAGCAGCAGCAACAACAACAGCCCGCGGAUCAUCGCAUCGACAUGAACCAAUUCAUAGAACAACUCGAGGCAAAUCGUGAAGUUCUCCUGUGA